AUGGCAGCCCGGUUGGAAGAGGACGGUGGCAUGAGCGAGGAAAUAUAUGAGGCAGAUGGUCAUUUACUUCCCCAAAUUCAGUUCAUCUCAGUCCAGCAACAGGAGUAUCAAGAGAAAAUUUUGCAAGUGCCCAUAGGGUCAAGUCACAUCCCGAACAAGCCACAAGAUCGCUUGCUAUCGGAAUUCUAUCUCUCACAAGAUAGGCGAACAUUGCUACGUGAUAUUAGACUCCUGAUGCGCAGCCGGCCAGUUGUUACUCCCAGGGUCUUGAAGAAUCUUACUCACGCCCCAGAUCUUUUAAGUCUAUUCGAAGUACUUCCUUACUGUGGUUACUCCUUCACAAGUGGGCCCUGGAAACAUGCUCUCGUAGCCUUUGGAAUUGACCCAAGGCAGGACCCUGAAUAUAGGAGAUACCAAACUUACAAGUUUCCGUAUAACUAUAACCCCAUCCCCCCAGAGGCUGAUGUGACAAUGCUCCAAACACGCGCAAUACCACCCCGUAAAGUGCUUCGGACUAACCACGGCGACAACUCUCACAUAUUUGAUGGAAAUCUACUAUUUACCGAUGACAAUGUUUGGCAGUAUUGUGACAUUUCUGAUGAUCAACUUUAUCGAAUUUGGUCGACAACCACAAUUCGUCCUGAUUUCUGUCCUCGGAAUGGAUUUUUCUAUAACGGCACGAACGCAAAACUAUGGGAAAUCAUGACUGACAAAAUUAUGACCAUACGAGACGGAGAAGAGCUUGCAGUAGACGAUUAUGAGUGUCUAUUGAGCAUCCCGGACGACUACAAAGAUGGUUCCCGCAGUAAAGAUCGCAAGAGAUAUGGCCUGGGCUUCGGGCAGAACUACACUCGCAAGCAAGCCUUCAUGAGAUCUUUGAUUCUGAAAAAGGCACAAUCCCUAUGA
Molecule: messenger RNA, 906 nt
Organism: Aspergillus pseudonomiae
Lineage: Eukaryota; Fungi; Ascomycota; Eurotiomycetes; Eurotiales; Aspergillaceae
Exons: 2
Coding region: 1-906 (301 amino acids)
Biological process (GO): transcription initiation at RNA polymerase III promoter
Cellular component (GO): transcription factor TFIIIC complex
Source: RefSeq, a predicted model, not a curated record